AGGCCGAAACUGGAAAGACACUCGGGGAUUAAAGGUCCGGUGUGGGGUUUGAGUUGGGAGAGGCUGGGAAUAGAGUCGAUGCUGUUAGCCCAUUGCCUGGUUUCUUUCAGCUUAGUUGUUUACCCAUUGGGAGUUAUUUCAUUAUUCUUCCCAUAUCUUCGGGUCGCAUGUUUCCCUGUUGAGAGAGAUCAUUUUUUUGGCUAUCUCCUGCUAAAGUUUGGAGAAAUGGAACUUUUGUGCUGAGAACGCGAGCUUUGCAGUCAGUUUUGAAUUCCUCUGCCUGCUCAUAAUCCUGCGCGUAUUAAUUUCUCCCGGCUGGGGUUUCUUCAUCUGUAAAAUAAGAGUAAGUAAUACUUCCUAGGGUUGUUGCAAAGGUUAUAAUAAAGUAACAGGUAUAAAUGAAGUAACGUGUGAAGUUUUUAUUAUCGUGUCCAGUUUGGGGGGUAAGUGCGCCGUAUGUUUUGGGGGGUUUUGUUCUUUAUUUCGUCCUUUAGGCCUAUGCAUAGUGUUUGAAAAAGUACAGAUUAGGAAUUGAAAACCUUUUAGCUUUCCCUGAGAAAAAUGAGGGUGUUUGGAUUUGUGAUACUCAGUAUUUCAAUCUGGUUUCAGGGACUAACAAUGGACACCCAAAAGGACGUCCAGCCCCCAAAGCAGCAGCCGAUGAUAUAUAUCUGUGGAGAAUGUCACACAGAAAAUGAAAUAAAAUCCAGGGAUCCAAUCAGAUGCAGAGAAUGUGGAUACAGAAUAAUGUACAAGAAAAGGACCAAAAGAUUGGUGGUUUUUGAUGCUCGAUGAAACAUGGAAUUCAGAAGAAUAUCUUUGUUCGCAUUUGGAUUUGCUGUUAAUGUUGUAUAGCUUUUGAUUAGUGUACUUAUCUUUAUUAAUGCAACUAUAAACACACAGUUUCAGCUUAAAAACAAUAAUGUAUUUAGGUAUAUAUUAAUAGUUUAUAUAAAUUUAUUUUUUGUUCAAUUACAUGAUAUGUGAUAUAAGUUUAUUGUAUACGUCAUCUGACAUGAUGAAGGUUAAAACUGCUUCCCCAAACCACACUUUUAAUUAAAACCUAGAAUUAUUGGGGUCCUUGUUAAAAAUAAAGUUCUCUGGGGCUCUCUAUAGGUCUGAUUAAGUCCAUUCCUUGGAAACCACUGUUUUAUAUUAUCAACUGUUUGUAAAGUCUCCUGCCUCAUUUUGUAUGGAGUAUAGCACUGCACUUACUGUCAGUGUGCAUACAUCGUUUUUCAUUUGUUGCUUGAAGUAGGCCUUCCUGUAUUUUUUUUUCUUUUCUUUUUUAAUGCCACUGACCAGAAUUGAACCAUGAUUUUCUGGAUCAUAGGUCAGUGCUCAACUGCUGAGCCACGCUGGCUGAGCUAACAUUUCUUUUAACUUCAGCUUCACUGUCAAAGUGGAAGAAUUAAAUGAUGGUCAUUACAGUGCUUUUGAGACUCUGAAGCUAUCUUAAGAGAUUUAAGGUAUGAAAAAUUCAAAAAUAGUAUAUGAAAUCAGAAAUGACCAGUCCUAAGGAAUAAUAAAUGUCUCUUAUUGGCAGUGUGAAGCUGCCCAGACCAGG
Molecule: messenger RNA, 1567 nt
Organism: Miniopterus natalensis
Lineage: Eukaryota; Metazoa; Chordata; Mammalia; Chiroptera; Miniopteridae
Gene: POLR2K
Product: RNA polymerase II, I and III subunit K
Biological process (GO): DNA-templated transcription
Cellular component (GO): RNA polymerase III complex; RNA polymerase I complex; RNA polymerase II, core complex
Molecular function (GO): zinc ion binding; DNA binding
Source: RefSeq, a predicted model, not a curated record